GGCGGACGAUGGCUGCGGACACUGAGAGAUUUUAUUAUGUUUAUAGUUGUGAUUUAGACGCUAAUGUUUCAUUGAAAAUUGGAAAUUUAGAGGGCAAACGUGAAAAGAGAAACUACAAGGCUUUAAUUGAAGAUCCACAAUUACGAUUCUCUGGUCUUUAUCAGAGUUCAUGCUCUGAUCUCUAUGUGAGUUGCCAGCUAUAUGCAGAUGGUCAGCCAUUAUGCUUACCAACCAGAACAGCAUAUAGACCCUUUAAUACAAGAUGGAAUUGGAACGAAUGGAUCAACUUGCCACUGAAGUACAAAGAUCUUCCCCGUAGUGCCCAGGUUGCUCUAACAAUAUGGGAUGUUUAUGGUCCAAGGAAGGCUCUUCUUGUUGGUGGCACAACUGUUUCUCUCUUUGGGAAGUCUGGUACAUUAAGACGAGGUAUGCAUGACUUGCAUGUCUGGCCUGAAAUUGAGGCUGACGGCAGUCAUCCUUCCAAGACACCUGGAAAAACCUCAGAUCCUGAUGACAAGAUGAGCUCCCUGGCAAAGUUGAGUAAAAAACAUCACAAAGGCCGAAUGCACAAAGUUGAUUGGCUGGACAGGUUGACCUUUCGUGAAAUUGAAAUGGUGAAUGAGAAAGAAAAGCGAAGUUCAGAUUCAAUGUUUCUAAUGGUUGAAUUUCCAAGAAUACACGAAGAUGGGAUUGAUUUUUCUGUAGUUUAUUAUGAGAAGCUUUCAGACGAAGGAGAAUUUCAUUACACUCCAGAAAUCGUGCGAGUUCAUGAUCCGGAGAUAUUACAGGAAAAUUUGGUCGAAUCAAAGCAUCACAAAUUAGUUCGCAGUGUUCGUAGUGGAACAGUCUCGCAUGAAAUGAAGCCAAACGCGGCCGUCAGAGAUCAACUCAACCAAAUCGUUGGUUAUCCUCCAAGCAAAGUUUUGACCUCAGAAGAAAAAGAUUUACUCUGGCAGUUCAGAUUUUAUCUUUCGAGCCAAAAGAAGGCGCUCACAAAAUUCUUAAAAUGUGUCGAGUGGAACGAGUCUCACGAAGCAGGACAGGCCCUUGAUCUUAUGCAGAAGUGGAGUCUUAUUGAUGUCGAUGACGCGUUGGAAUUAUUGAGCGAACAGUUCACUAAUCCAGCGGUUAGAAAAUACGCUGUCUCGAGACUUCGUGAAGCAAAUGAUGACGACCUGCUGUUGUAUCUACUGCAAUUAGUUCAAGCUCUGAGAUACGAGCCUAAUCCUUCUCAACAGGCUGGGUUCAGUCCGGAGUCUGCUGGGGAAGAUAAUCCUUUGCUUGAAAGCAAACCUCCUGAGCAGCAGGUCGCGCUAUCAGAGAGUCUAAAAUCAGUGGAACCGAAGGGCUCGUAUCUUGAAUCAUUUCUUAUAUCACGUGCUUGCAGAAGUGAAAUAUUGGCUAAUUUUCUUUACUGGUACCUUCGAGUGGAGUGCAGUGAGGAUAAUACGACUAAGGCUCACGCUAUUUACAGUAAAAUUAUUCGGCGUUACGUGCGUGCGCUUAUGCAGGAUGGUGUUCCAAUAAAAGUGCGGAAAGCAAGGAUGUUAAGACGACAACAACAGUUUGUUGAUAAACUAGGACAAAUCAUGAAGACUGUGGCCCAGUUCGGUGGUAACAGGAAGAAGAAGAUUGAGAAACUCCAAAGUAUUUUACAAAAUCCAGAAUCAGUUGAUCUGAAGGAACCUUUGCCUCUGCCCCUCGACCCAAACGUCAGAAUAACUGGUGUAGUCGCAGAUAAAGCAACGUUAUUUAAAAGUGCUUUGAUGCCAGCGAAAUUCACCUUUAGAACUGUGGACGACAAAGAAUACAUUACAAUCUUUAAAAGUGGUGAUGAUUUGCGUCAAGACCAGUUAAUUCUUCAAAUUAUUCGCUUGAUGGAUAAGCUUUUGAUGCUUGAAAAUUUGGAUUUGAAGCUGACUCCGUACAAUGUUCUAGCAACGAGCACCAACAGUGGUUGUGUGCAGUUCAUCGAGUCCUGUCCUGUCGCAGAGGUUCUGGCCUCCGAUGGUAGCAUUCAGAAUUUCUUUCGUAAAUACGCCCCAUGCGAAGGUGCUCCGUGUGGAAUCAGCCCAGAGGUUAUGGACACGUAUGUGAAAAGUUGCGCUGGCUAUUGUGUGAUCACGUACCUACUUGGAAUUGGAGAUCGCCAUUUGGACAAUCUAUUGCUCACAAAAUCUGGCAAUUUAUUUCAUAUUGACUUUGGUUAUAUCCUUGGUCGAGAUCCCAAACCAUUGCCACCGCCAAUGAAACUAAGCAAAGAAAUGGUUGAGGCAAUGGGGGGAGCUCAAAGCGAAUUUUAUCAGGAAUUCCGAAGGCAAUGUUAUACAGCCUUCUUGCAUCUGCGCAGAUCAGCAAAUUUGAUCCUCAAUUUAUUUGCGUUAAUGGUGGAUGCGAAUGUACCAGAUAUUGCGUUGGAACCUGAUAAAACGGUGAAGAAGGUGGAAGCGAAAUUUCGACUGGAUCUUUCUGAUGAAGAAGCGGUCCAUUAUCUUCAGUCUCUGAUUGAUGAAAGUGUUAGCGCUAUGUUCGCUGUCGUAGUUGAACAGAUUCAUAAAUUUGCACAGUACUGGAGAAAAUAGCCUGUGCAGAAUCAUCACAGCAAAGUAUCAAAUACAAUGUAUUUGGUCAUGAUAUGCAUUUUCUGAUCAGUGCAUC
Messenger RNA from Dendronephthya gigantea, 2658 nucleotides. RefSeq names its product phosphatidylinositol 3-kinase catalytic subunit type 3-like. The transcript is spliced from 29 exons. The coding region runs from base 9 to 2582 and encodes 857 amino acids. NCBI's taxonomy places the organism in Eukaryota, Metazoa, Cnidaria, Anthozoa, Malacalcyonacea, Nephtheidae. The record is from RefSeq and is a predicted model, not a curated record. Gene Ontology annotation, biological process: autophagy of peroxisome; endocytosis; phosphatidylinositol-mediated signaling. Gene Ontology annotation, cellular component: phosphatidylinositol 3-kinase complex, class III, type II; phosphatidylinositol 3-kinase complex, class III, type I; cytoplasm. Gene Ontology annotation, molecular function: 1-phosphatidylinositol-3-kinase activity.